AUGGCGGUCGAAGACGUCGAAGCUUUGGCAUACGUCCUGGGACCCAGCUCUCCGUACACGGAUCUCGGCAUGCCGGAGAAGCUUAAGAUCGUAGAGAAGAUCCGCUACGUGCGUGCGGGCAUCGUCCAGAUGCAGUCACGCGCAAUCGCUGGGGAUCGUCGAGCGUUCGCUGAGCACAGCGAAGACGAAGCGUGGAGGCUGACGAACCCGACCCGGUUCCACCAAUAUGUCUUCAACUACGAGGGCCCUCAGUUGGUGCCCGUGCUGUCCGACGAGGAAUACGAGAAGGCGAAAGCGACGGAGAUCCCGAAGGUGAAGCAUAGGGCGACGACGGCGGUCAGGGCGUGA
Molecule: messenger RNA, 348 nt
Organism: Punctularia strigosozonata HHB-11173 SS5
Lineage: Eukaryota; Fungi; Basidiomycota; Agaricomycetes; Corticiales; Punctulariaceae
Exons: 2
Coding region: 1-348 (115 amino acids)
Source: RefSeq, a predicted model, not a curated record